GGGACCCCAGGUAGUGGAAUGGGGUGGUCUCGGAAGAAACCAUUCAUAAUUACAGUAAAGUUGGCAACAUGGAAGCGAGUCGGUGCGUGCGCAAGGAUUAUGCUCUAGUGAUGGCGUGUUUUGCUGUGUGAAAUUGGGAAUAUCUUUGUGACAAAAUGACUAUUUAAAAGUGCGGAAAAUAACAUAUUAAAUGGUUAAUGUGCUUGGUGACAUUUACUGGUUUAGUUAGCCCCCAAAACUCUGCUGGUAUGGAGCUGAAGUUGCAUUCCCCAGCGGGUGCUGAGCCUGUACUAUACACUUGGCCGUUAACCUCGGGUCGAGGAAAUGAUAAACAUGAUGGGGCACUUGAAAUUGUGGAGACCAUUAGAUGGGUGUGUGAAGAUCUGCCGGAACUUAAGCUGCCAUUGGAAAACAACAUUCUCUGUGAUUAUGACACAAGAAGCUACGACAGUAUGAAGUCUUUGUGUGAUCGGUUUAAUAGAGCUAUUGACAGUGUGGUAGCUCUGGAAAAGGGAACAUCACUGCCAGCCCAGAGAUUGAACAAAUAUCCAUCUAGAGGUCUUCUGCGUCAUAUAUUGCAACAAACUUACAAUGCGGCUGUUACUGACCCGGAAAAAUUAAAUCAGUAUGAGCCUUUUUCGCCCGAAGUAUAUGGAGAAACUUCGUAUGAUUUAGUGUGUCAAAUGAUUGAUCAAAUAGAAAUAACUGCAGACGAUGUGUUCAUUGACUUGGGGUCUGGAGUAGGUCAGGUGGUUCUGCAGAUGGCCGCUGCGACACCCUGUAAAAUUUGCCUUGGCGUGGAAAGAGCAGAGGUUCCAAGUCGCUAUGCUGAGGCAAUGAACAAGAAUUUCAGAACUUGGAUGCAAUGGUAUGGAAAGAAAUAUGGAGAAUACAAACUAAUACGAGGCGACUUUCUAACGGAAGAACACCGCGAAAAAAUCAAUCAGGCUACUAUUGUCUUUGUGAAUAAUUUUGCCUUUGGACCAUCCGUUGAUCAUCAACUAAAGGAGAGGUUUGCUGACUUAAAAGAUGGAGCUCGCAUAGUGUCCUCCAAGAGCUUUUGCCCUUUAAAUUUUCGAAUAACUGAUAGAAACUUAAGCGAUAUCGGAACCAUUAUGCACGUCUCAGAAAUGUCACCUUUGAGAGGUUCAGUUUCCUGGACCGGUAAACCUGUCUCAUAUUAUCUCCAUAUUAUAGACCGAACCAAGUUGGAGAGAUAUUUCCAGCGGCUGAAAAAACCACACUUAAAGAAUGGUGAAGAUGAGAGCUCUAAUUCCAACAGUCGUUAUUCCCGUGAUAAGGGAAAGCGGGACUUUGCUAAGCAGUUAGUAGAUUCAUCAACAGAUUCCGAUAGUAAUGACAGUAAUUACGGGCCUACGACCAGGAGAGCUUGGUCGGACUAUUGUUCAAACAAAGGGAAAAGUAGCCAGUCUGAGGACGAUGGAAUUCCGAAUGGAAAGCGCCAGAACAAAAAGUUGCGUCGCAAACCAUCUCGAAUUAAACAAGGAGGUAAUCAGCAGGGGCAGAAGGCUGUUGCUAAAGGGCGUCGUGGUAGAGUAAGGAAAGCCAAACCAAAGAAAGCCAUCAAGAUCACUGGAUUAGACCUGCUACAUACUGAAACUUUACUAAGUACUUCACCUCAAGCCAUUGGCAAGAAACUCCCACCAGCUCCUGGAUGCAUCGAUCAGCAGCUUACCACUCUAAGUUCUGACCUGAUAGUUCACAAUGAGUUGGAUAUUCCGGCAGAGCCUGCCGAAACUCCGUAUGGCCUGCAAGUCUUAUUGGAUAUGUGCCGAACCAAUUUUAUGCAAAUGAUUAAUGAAAUGAGAAGUCCAAGGUACAAAGUGUCUAUAGAAAACCAUAUAGAGGAGGAAAAGGACAGAAACAAAAAACUGAAAAAUAGGGCAGCUCAACUUGAAAAGCAAAUUAAAGUUUUAAUUGACGAUAGCGUGGCAUUGCUGAAAGCUCGAAUGUGCGAGUUGGGAAUUAAUGCAACUUCACCGGUUGAUCUACUAGCCAAAGCAAAAGAAAUCGUAUGUCGCCACAAAGAAUUGCAGGCGAAAGCUAGUAAGCUUCAAGGGCAAGUAGCAAAACUUGAAACCGAGAAAGAUCACCUCGCAAUGCAACGGUCUACUGAAGUGUGUGAGUCAUACCUCGAACGUGACUCCGGUAAAGAAUUAUCUCCAAGUUUGGCACAGGAAUACAUAUUGAGAGAAAUAUCUUCAACGCUAACCCAAAGGAAAAAGUUGCAAAACGAAGUACAGCGGUUAGAAGGCGAAUUAGUUUCGUUGCAGAAACAGGGCGAGGAAAGAAAGCAGGCGCAAGUGUUGCUUUCCACCAGACAGCAGCAGAUUCCAGCUAAAGUUUCACGCAAAUCGCGUGAAUAUAGAACACGGUCACAAGACUGGCCGGAAGUUCCAGAUAUCGCUAAAAUUGAAGAGCAAAAUCCUGAAAUACUAGCGCAAAAGAUUUUGGAAACUGGUCGCAAAAUCGAAGCUAGUAAGCAGCUUUCGUCAAUAACAACCAAUAAAACAUCUCCGUACCCAACUCACAAACCCACUGCAAGCAACCAGAAAACGAUAGUUCGAAAUAAUAUGCCAGCCCCGUUGCCUGUUAGUAAACGACAGAAAACAGUUCAUAAUUUCGCGCCCACAAUAAUAGCAACUAACCCGAACAAUGCUUCGAAUAAUCAACUGCAAAAAGUACAAGAAGCUCCGCGUAUUGCCAAUUUCGAAGAUCGACUGAAAAGCAUAAUCACAUCAGUUUUGAAUGAGGAUCAACAGAACAGGACUAAACAGAGCCAGAUGGCAACUCCUCAUCUGCAAUAUAAUGGAAAUAUCCCAACUGCUCACGCUCCCGUUACUUCGAUCUCUCAACCGCAACCCCCAAUCAGCCAAAAUUUUGCGCCACAUAACUAUCCAAUGGCACAACACAUGCAAUCCGCCAAACAAAUCGGGUCGGAUCAACCGGAUUACACUCAAGUAUCCCCGGCUAAACUGGCACUAAGACGACAUCUUUCACAAGAAAAAUUAUCGGCUGCCCACCCUACUUUUAAUCCGACUGAAGGCCUUGUAGGGAAGCUAACGUCUGCUCAUGCAACUUUUAAUACACCUGAAGGACUUGUGGCUACUAGAACGAUUGGUGACUUGGUUUCUGGAGAAAUUGAACGCACUCUAGAGAUAUCUAAUCAGUCCAUAAUAAAUGCUGCAGUGGAUAUGAGCGACAUACAGAGUACGCCUACCUUAACAGCUAGAUCAGUAGUGAACGCUAAUAUUCCUCCAAGACCAGAGAGAGUGAGCGUCAAAGUUCCAACAGUUCCACAUGAAUUAAACGCUGCAGCAACUCCUAAAGAGUCGCUUUCAGAACCAAUGCGCCAAGUAUAUAGCCCAAUCUCUAGACCAUCUUCCACCGAAGGUGGCCUCGAAGGUUUGGCAUACAUGGCUUACAUGCACUCACAUGUAAAGGUCACUGCUACCCAUCAGUAUAUAGCUGCUCAGCAACCUUCUCCCAGGCAACAGUUUUCUCCACGAGCAUUAAUUCCACAGACUGCACCAGAAGAACUACACGCUAAAAUGAAAAGGCAAAGAUGCUGCAAGGAAGAAGAAGUGGAUAUUGCUGAAGAAGAUGGAGUGAUAGAAGAGAAGUGGAAAGAUACGAUCAGCUCUGGAUUUGACCGUUUGGUAGCGUUUGCAUCUACCGAAUUAGAUAAGCGACGCCGUUCUACUGAUGGAGCAGACAGUUGUAAUACUUCACCUGAUUCAGGCAUAGGGCAUGGUUUAGGAGACAGUCAUAUUGUACCUCCGUCCAAACAACCAAUAAAGUUGCAUCCGAAACCAACCCUAUUCAAGAUGCCAAUCAGUAAAACAUAUUUAGAGUCUUCCCCAGUCUUAGACCAAGGUCCGGAUGAUGGUGGACCGCCUAGGACGCCGUCUCCGACAUCUCCCAAUCCGUAUAAUAUCCAUUUCAGUCCGGAGCCUGUUAAAAGCCCUACAAGACUUAACCCGGCUUUGAUGAAAUAUCAGAGAUAUUCCGAAGAUAAAAAUAAGAAACCUGAUGCUCAUUUCAAGAAGAAGUUUUAUUACAGAGAGCAGUGGAGAGAUGACGAGUGGGCUAAAUCCAACGAUGAGAGGCUUGGCCCAAGUCACGAACCAGUAAAAGAUAAAUUUAGGCCAAAAGGAAAAAUGUGGGAUUGGAAUCGAGAGUCCCACCAAAUUGCUCCUCAAACUAUGGCAAGUGAAUGGAGCCGAUCACAUGAUCCGUACUCUUGGAAAAAUUGACAGCAUCUGAUGGAUUAUUACUAUGGUCGGCUUUGUGCCGAUUUCACACAGCAAACACAUGGGUGGUAUUAUCCGUAUCCCUAUUACUUUUAAACUUGUAUAAAGGAAUGUUUUGUAUGAAUGUUUGUGUAUGUGUCUAUGUGUAUGCGGUUUAUCAUAACUUGAAAGAAACCAACCAGGAAUUAAUUCGGCAAUUAAUUUCGCUAUAUCUGCAUUUGUUUCGUGUUUUUGAUUUUGCUAAACAACAACAAGAAACAAACUGUUCAUUGUUUUUGUAAAAAGUGUUUCUGGUCUGGUUUCUAAUGUCAACAAUUGUUUCAUUGUUUGAAAUUAUCGAGAAUUUGGCCCUAUUGCCGAAUUGAAUUAAAUGUAGAUAUUUAUUUAUUCACGAAUGAUUUUCUUGACCUAUUUUGGUACAAGUUUAAAAGUAACCAGCUUCUCUGGUAAAUUAGGGUGUUUAUAGGAAAUAAUUGUAUAAUGUAUUUCUGUAGUUAUUCUAAUGUCAAUCUUCGAAAACUAAUCGACUGCAAUUUUUGUGUUCAUAAUUUAAUUCGGAUGUUAUCGUCAUUCAUUGUAUAACUGGUUUAAUUCGAUUUAAACCUAGGUAAAAUUAUCGAUUUAAAAUAUUUAGUACAAAUUUUAUUUUAAUUUCGUGGUACAAUUACUUGAUAGAUCAGAUGAAUAAAGAAAGACUAAUUUUGCUUAUUUAUUUAUAGUUCUAUUGUAUAUUAAAUUCUAAAACGUUUACCUAUACGGACUUCUGAACUCAAAUAAAUUGUUAAUUGGUGUUACAUAGUGCGUGGCUAUUGGUUUCAAAUAAAAGAAAUUAAUCUGAAAGUUUUAGAAUUUAAUUUUAUGCAAAUAGGCUCUUUCAAGUUUGUUAGAGGCUCCCUUGCAUAACAGAUUUUAUUUUGAACAAAAACUGCUAAAUUAAAACCUUUAGUUGAGGAAAAUGUAAAAAUAAUGAAAAAGAUUCAGUUGUAAAACAUUUGCUGGAUAAUUAUUUUUCUUCAACUACCACGUUGGUUUUAUUGUUUGAUAAGGUUAACCAAAAAUAUUGGCGUAUAUGUCAACAAAUUGCGAAGACUGCUUUUAAGUGUGCCAAGCCCAUAGCCCUCAAUCACAAAUAUUAAAGUUAUUGAAUGCCAUGUGAAUAUAUAUAUUUAAGUCAUCGUACGUCGUUAUACAUAUCUCUUUUCUCGCGUGUCAACUGUAGCAGUUUUAAACUCGAAUUAUACAUUGUAUAAAUUGUUUUUCUAUUGUUUUUAUUUGCGGCCGUACCAGUUGAGGGUUAAGAGGCUUGUCUAUAUUUAAAACUGUUAUUAAUUGUAAGCAAGACACUGCCUAUUAAUCAUCUUGUUCGUUUCUAAAUUGUUUUACGAUUUUUUUUAUACUAAUGUACACAAAACUGGCAUUGAUAUAUCUCAUACUGUGUACAUAUGUUUAAAUAAUUCGAAAUUUAGUGCAACUUUAAAUGUAAAUAUGGUAGUAAAUUAUUUAAGUUAGGUGAAUUACUUAUUCUAUUCCAGUUUGACAUUGAGCUUUAGCUCCUUUCAAUGACAGCAUAAGCAGGUAUAUAUCUUACCUACGGCAGUUAACCAGAAUAGGUUUUUUUAUAUAUACAUAUUCUUUAGCUAUGGUUCAAACUCAAUUUAUUCACAAAUUGCAACUAAAGCCAGAAGUCAAAGUGGUGAAUUUCAGUUGUUACUGUGGGGGAAUAUUUGAUUUAUUUUGAAAAUAUUGAAUUUUUUAUUCAAAAGGUAUUUUAAAUUAAUUUCUAAACGGAAUGAACAUUUAAUUGAUGACUUAUUGUUUCUUAAUAAUAAUCCUUUGAAGCUCUCUAAUCAAUUCAUUGCUCAAAAUUAUAUUUUGAAUAUUUCCAAAAUGAUGUGAAAAUAUUUUCCUUACAUACGAAUUGUAAAAAUCUUCAACUUCAUGACUUUCGAUGUAGAUGACGUAAUUUUUUCGAAAAUCAAUUGUACAUUUUUGCAAACUCGCUGGUCACAAUCUAUACGUAACGAUCUUUUACAUUGUGCAUUUAAGCUGGAAACUUACGUACUUUAAAAAGAUGAAAUUUAUUGUUUUAUGGGAAUUUUGUUUAUUUCUCUUGGUGAUGACAUGCUUAUUUAUAUUCAUGCUGUUAAUCUUUUUCGAUUUGCAUUUCUUUACCAUUAUUGUUAUCUAUUACAUUUAUGUUAUAGUAUAUUUUUAAUGCUAUUAUGUUUUAUCAGUUUUGUUUGAUAAAUUUUAUUCGGCUUUUGUACAUCGAAUGGAAUUUUCAAAGGGCACAGUUGAUGUUGAAAGUUUUUUACAAGUAAAUUUUAAUUUUAACUUUACUGACCAACUGAGAGCGGUAAUCAGAGGGUUGUUUGUUGAUAUCUAAUAGCAAACCAGCAAAACUGGAAACAUAAUUUAUAGUCUUUCGGCCAGCAAAUGUGGGCAUAUUUUGUUUGUUGCAGCCCAGAUCAAUAUCUUUUCGGGUAUAAUAUAAAACAUACAUGCACAUGUGCAUGCAUUUUUACGUUAUUACUUAAUUUUGGUUGUUAAAAUAUUUUUAAUUUUUCAAUGUCAUUGAUUUGUAAUUGCCAAUAAUUAUAUUUAUAAAAAAAACGGGCUGGUUAUCGAAAACGUUUCGUUGCCUUUUAGUCGUUAAGUGAUUGUAUUUAUAAAUUAUAUUCCAGUAUUUGCUCUGCGCAUUGCUUUACAUUAAUCAACGUGAUUGAUUUUGAUUCACACAUUGUGUUACUACAUUAAAAAGCCCAUCUGAUGUGCCUUUUCCCUUGCAAUUCGCUAUUAGUCAACACAAUGCGAUCGUCUGAAUCGAAAUAGAGCGAAAGCAAGUGGAGCAAUCAGUAACCUCUAACUCUAAGCAAAGAAUACCUAAGCUGUGCCUGUUAGCGUUUUCACAUUGUUUAUUUUCAAACGUUUAUUAAUUUCAAAUCAGGUGUGACUGAAUCAUUGUUCAAUAUUGUAUGUUAAUGUGGAAUUAAUUGAUAAAUGGUAAAAAUCAGAGGAUAAAGAAGUUAAAGUAUUUGAGAAUUAAGUUCGGGUUACUUAAAUGUGAAUAAAACUAGCAUAGGAUUAUGAUUACUUAAGUGUGUAAAUAAAGGUAACUCUACUGCCAGUUAUUUAAUAAAUCUAUUGUACCAUUGUA
Messenger RNA from Dendroctonus ponderosae (mountain pine beetle), 7431 nucleotides. Its product is annotated as histone-lysine N-methyltransferase, H3 lysine-79 specific. The transcript has 10 exons. Gene Ontology annotation, cellular component: nucleus. Gene Ontology annotation, biological process: DNA repair; DNA damage checkpoint signaling; regulation of transcription regulatory region DNA binding. The record is from RefSeq and is a predicted model, not a curated record. Bases 198 to 4277 code for a protein of 1359 amino acids. Gene Ontology annotation, molecular function: histone H3K79 methyltransferase activity. NCBI's taxonomy places the organism in Eukaryota, Metazoa, Arthropoda, Insecta, Coleoptera, Curculionidae.